This is a messenger RNA of Laccaria bicolor S238N-H82, 621 nucleotides long. RefSeq lists its product as uncharacterized. The record is from RefSeq and is a predicted model, not a curated record. Lineage: Eukaryota; Fungi; Basidiomycota; Agaricomycetes; Agaricales; Hydnangiaceae. The coding region runs from base 1 to 621 and encodes 206 amino acids. The transcript has 2 exons.
AUGUCUGCCUCAACGCCCAUUCCUCAAGCCGACAUUAACAGGGCCAUGGAUGAUGCCGUCAUCAGGAUUGUUGAGGUGCUAGUGCCCCCUCAUGAUGCUUUUUCACGAACGGCACAGCAAUCGGAAAUAACUAACAGAAGCCCUUCGCAAUCGCCGCCUCGCCAAUUUCCCAACCUUCCCGUUCCAAGAGGUCCGUACGAGUCUUAUGAAGAUAUGCCCUCCCGGGGCAGUCCUGAGCGGGAGGGUAUUACAUUCACUCGACCUGCCGGUUCGCGGCCUUAUCAUCGAGUCCGUCCCCCUGCCUAUGAUGCUACGCUCCAAGUCGCAAGUCCGUCUCAGGCUUGGGCCUAUGCUGGUCCUGUGGCGCCUAACUACUAUGUUAACACACAAUCAGGAUUCAAUAACGUCGGAGCUCCACCACAACCUGGAUUCAAUAACGCUCCACCACAACCUGUUCAAGGAUCGGCGUACAGCCAUGUGCAAGGACCGGCGGGUUACGCUCAAUCUCCGGCACAAUUUGUCCAAGGAUCGGGACACCCAGCACAAUACUAUGGUCCACCUCUGCCAGAAUACUACAAUGAUCAAGGACUAACGCCACCUUGGAAUUACACAGGCCAGUAA